AUGUCUUUUUUUUCUCCUACUUCAUAUUUUUACAUUUUCUUUUUUUCUAACCACAUGAGGCCGAUUGCUGCCAAAAUAAAUCAACCUGCUGGGGAUGGACAAGGAAUAAAAAGACCCUAUGAAGAUGGACCAGGAUUUGGUGAGCCUGAUGUGAAGAAGACUCCUGCUGCAAUAAAUGAUCCCAUUGGAGCCCAACUACGUGCUAUGGCUGAGCAACAAAGGUCAAAUCAAGCUACACAGGCAGCACAAGCAGCUCAAGAAGCCGCUGCACGUCUCAAUCAACAGUUGGGUGUUUCCAAUCCUAAUUUGCAGAAGUCUUCUCCAGUCACUAGCCCUGGACCCCAUUCAACUAUGGAGAUGGUCUCCUCAGAAUACAAAGUGCCUGACAAACUUGUUGGUUUGAGUAAGCACUUUUUAAAAUCCCCUCCUGAAAAAUGCCAAAGAGAUGUAAGGUGCAUCAUGUUAGGCUGA
Messenger RNA from Acanthosepion pharaonis, 471 nucleotides. NCBI's taxonomy places the organism in Eukaryota, Metazoa, Mollusca, Cephalopoda, Sepiida, Sepiidae. The record is from the annotation of a GenBank genome assembly.